UCGAGCUAUGUCUACUUGAUCCUUGAAAAAGAAAUCUAAGAGGUUCUUGCUAUCACUUUUUCAAUCCUAUAUAAGGGAGGUCAGUAAGGUAGCAAAAGCACAUCUGUUUUGUGCUCUUUCAACUCUUUUUCCUGAUUCUUCUUGGGGGAAAAAUCUAAAACAGAGGAAAAUGAGCAUCACAGACGUCCUUAGCGCCGACGACAUUGCCGCAGCCCUGCAGGAGUGCCAAGACCCAGAUACUUUCGAACCCCAAAAAUUCUUCCAGACAUCGGGCCUCUCCAAGAUGUCGGCCAGUCAGGUGAAGGAUGUUUUUCGGUUCAUAGACAAUGACCAGAGUGGAUAUCUGGAUGAAGAAGAGCUUAAGUUUUUCCUCCAGAAGUUCGAGAGUGGUGCUAGAGAGCUGACAGAGUCAGAGACCAAGUCUUUGAUGGCCGCUGCAGAUAAUGACGGAGAUGGGAAAAUUGGAGCCGACGAAUUCCAGGAAAUGGUGCAUUCUUAAAAGCCCCAGGCUGUGGAGAUAGAGACAGUCAGCUGAGACAGCCGGAAGGCCUCCAAAGCCCCAGGAAUGGGAAACCCCACUUCCUCCCCCUAACUUAUUUAUUCAUCCCCCCCCCCAGUGCUUCUGCAAUUGCUCCCUGUUUUAGCAAGAUAAUAAGGCAGUCAUUCAUGAAUUUUCGGUGGUCUGUAGGCCCUGAUGACUCCUGUAAGGCCCUCAGCAGACAAUGCCUUUAAAAUUCAUCCAAUAAAGAUAUGUUUCUCGUCA
This is a messenger RNA of Ailuropoda melanoleuca (giant panda), 763 nucleotides long. RefSeq names its product oncomodulin. Lineage: Eukaryota; Metazoa; Chordata; Mammalia; Carnivora; Ursidae. The record is from RefSeq and is a predicted model, not a curated record. Gene Ontology annotation, molecular function: calcium ion binding. Gene Ontology annotation, cellular component: cytoplasm. The coding region runs from base 170 to 499 and encodes 109 amino acids. The transcript is spliced from 5 exons.